Drosophila persimilis is the source of this 1749-nucleotide messenger RNA. It is a transcript of the gene Ugalt, whose product is annotated as UDP-N-acetylglucosamine transporter. Gene Ontology annotation, biological process: pyrimidine nucleotide-sugar transmembrane transport. Gene Ontology annotation, cellular component: Golgi membrane. The transcript has 3 exons. The coding region runs from base 419 to 1501 and encodes 360 amino acids. Gene Ontology annotation, molecular function: UDP-galactose transmembrane transporter activity. NCBI's taxonomy places the organism in Eukaryota, Metazoa, Arthropoda, Insecta, Diptera, Drosophilidae. The record is from RefSeq and is a predicted model, not a curated record.
AGCAACACAACAAUAACAAUUACAACAACCACACAGCAGCAAUGCCCAACGAUAAAAACUUGCCCUGGCCGCGAGAAUGGGCAGCUCUGAAGCUUCAAAUUGUUGUUUACGUGUCUUCUUCCCAAAGCUGAGGACGCUACCACAUUGACCCGACGCACGGUUCGGUGGCAGUAAGACUGGCAGAAAAAACGAAAAGAAAUUUCCUCUAGACCCCGGGUUUUGAAUCCGGAUCGAUCUCAGUGUUUGCUCGCGGUGUUGAUUUAUCUGGCUGCUGGCUCUGUGUUCUAUUCUAUUCUAUUCUAUUCAAUUCUAUUCUGUAUUCUGUUUGCUCCGACUCUAUUCUUGCGUCUACCGGUCUACCCUAUCAUAUAUUUUUGUUUGCUCUCUCUCGCAUAAGUAAACCGUUUCCGAAAUAACCAUGAAUAUCCAUAUGAACACGAACACUCUGAAGUACAUCAGUCUCCUAACGUUAACGCUGCAGAAUGCGAUCUUGGGCCUCAGCAUGCGCUAUGCCCGGACCAGACCCGGCGACAUUUUCCUGAGUUCAACGGCUGUUCUAAUGGCCGAGUUUGCCAAGCUGAUAACAUGCCUGUUUCUGGUAUUCAAUGAGGAGGGCAAGGAUGCCCAGAAGUUUGUGCGUUCGCUGCACAGGACAAUCAUUGCCAAUCCCGUGGACACGCUCAAGGUGUGCGUACCCUCGCUGGUAUACAUUGUGCAGAACAAUCUGCUGUAUGUGUCGGCCUCGCAUUUGGAUGCGGCCACGUACCAGGUCACAUAUCAACUAAAGAUCCUCACCACGGCCAUGUUUGCCGUGGUCAUCCUACGCCGUAAGCUGCUCACCACGCAGUGGGGUGCCCUGCUCCUGCUGGUCAUGGGCAUUGUCUUGGUUCAACUCGCCCAGACUGUCACGAGUCCGAGCGGCAGCAGUGACUCCUCCCCCUCGUCGUCGUCAACUGGCGGCGGUGCAGCAUCGUCGUUGAGUGCGAUACCCGAACAGAAUCGGAUGUUAGGAUUGUGGUCCGCCUUGGGUGCCUGCUUCCUGUCCGGUUUUGCGGGCAUUUACUUCGAGAAGAUUCUUAAGGGAGCCGAGAUCUCCGUGUGGAUGAGAAACGUGCAGCUCAGUCUGCUGAGCAUACCAUUUGGCCUGCUCACGUGCUUUGUUAACGACGCCAGUCGCAUCUUCGAGCAUGGUUUCUUCCAUGGUUACGAUUUCUUUGUGUGGUAUCUGGUGCUGCUGCAGGCCGGCGGCGGCCUCAUCGUGGCCGUUGUGGUCAAGUAUGCGGACAACAUUCUGAAGGGUUUCGCCACAUCCCUGGCCAUCAUCAUAUCCUGCGUGGCCUCCAUCUACAUCUUUGAUUUUAAUCUCACCCUGCAGUUCAGCUUUGGCGCUGCCUUAGUCAUCGCCUCGAUCUUUAUGUACGGCUACGAUCCGUCCCGAUCUGCUCCCAAGUCAACGGCACAGACGACGGGCGAUGAAGAGAAGCUGCUGCCGCGCGUCUGAAAUGAUCUGGAUCGCCCCCCCAACAGUAUUUGUCCCAAGAGCCCAGAGUUGGGCCGUGUAAUGCUUACAUUUGAUGUACUUUGAUAUUCCCACUACUCUGUAUGCGUGUGUGCAUGUGUUUGUUCUUUGUGUGUGUUUUAUUUAGUAAUUAUGGAUUAUAUGAGAAUCCACAUUGCCCCUGGAGUCACACAACUCACUCCAAUUAUGUACUAUACUUAUCAUUUUGUUUGAAAUUAAAGGAAACAAAG